AUGAAAGGAAAAUUGAAUCAGGUGUUCACUUCUUUUGCGUGUGGCUACGGUUCACUUUUGAUGGGCUUCACCAACGUCUGGCCUUCGUACACGACGGAGCUCUUCAAGUCCGAGCUGACCCCGCUGUCGGCGCCAUUCAGUGAAACUCACGCGUCUCUCCUGGGCAGUCUACCGUCGUUGGGAGCGAUGCUCGGAACAGCCAUAACCGGAACGCUGAUCAACAGUCUGGGCAGAAAAAAUGGUGGAAUCGUUUUAACUCUGUUCAAUGUUUUAUCAUGGACCAUAGUGGAGCUAAGUUCCUCACCGAUACUGAUCCUGGUUGCGAGGUUCCUAGCCGGAAUCUCCGGUGGGGGUUUGCUGGUGAUGGCCCCAAUAUUUAUAUCGGAGAUCGCGGACGAUUCCAUCAGAGGGGCUUUGGCUUCAAGUCCUUUAUUUCUCUACUGCGUGGGAGUCUUACUAUCCUACAUCAUAGGCUGGUUCUCUACCUACCAUGUUAUAAUAUGGAUAAGCUUAGCUUUGAGCGUGACCGGAGUUUUUCUCUUUUUGUUGAGUACAGAGAGUCCUAUUUACUACAUGAGAAAACAAAGGGAAGAGGACGCCCGCGCAUCUAUCGCACGCUACAAAGGUCUGUCGCCAGCUUCCAUGGGAGUAAUUGAUGAGCUGAUAAGGAUAAAGCAACAAGUUGUGCCAGCUAUUGAACUCGUUUCUGUUACCGCAGAGCCCGACAGCAAAGCAGAAGAGGCUGAAAAGGAGAAACUUAACAAUGAUGAUGACGUACAUGAACCAACCCAAAACGUAUCUACUAUCAAACAGUUGUUUACGACGCCAUCGUCACUGCGGGGCUUUUUCACCGUUUUAACUGUGAUCUCGAUGCAGGUUUUCAUGGGCAUAGUUCCAGUACAAGUAUAUGCUAAGGAGGUCUUCAGACAGACAGACCCUGCCAAAUCUGAUUUAUACACAGUGCUGUUCGCUCUGACGCUUUGCAGCGGAACACUUGUCACUGCUACUGUUGCUGACAAAGCUGGUAGAAGGGUGUUAAUAAUAGCGUCUUCAGCGCUUGUGUCCCUCUGCAUGGCCUCGCUGGGAUAUCUUCUGCAGAGUAAAAGUGCACCAUCUUGGGUCACCAUUCUGGUAAUAUUAAUUUACUGCUUCGCCUUCAUGUUCGGAGCUGGUAGCGUGCCUUAUGUCCUGCUGGCAGAGGUGUUUGUGCCCGAGGUUCAAAACUUUGCAUCAAUGCUGAUAAUUGAAUGGGUCUGGUUCCUCAAUUUUUUCAUCUUGAUCAUAUUCAGCUACAUGACCACAUUAGUUGGGAUCCACGGCGUGUUCUACUGCUUCGCGGCAGUGGCUCUGUGUAAUAUGGCCGUUAGUUACAUCAUAGUGCCGGAAACGAAGGGGUUAUCGAACUCCCAAAUACAGGAUGUUUUUCUUAAGAGAAAGAAUUAA
Molecule: messenger RNA, 1443 nt
Organism: Bombyx mandarina (wild silkworm)
Lineage: Eukaryota; Metazoa; Arthropoda; Insecta; Lepidoptera; Bombycidae
Product: facilitated trehalose transporter Tret1-2 homolog
Biological process (GO): transmembrane transport
Cellular component (GO): membrane
Molecular function (GO): transmembrane transporter activity
Source: RefSeq, a predicted model, not a curated record